Molecule: messenger RNA, 765 nt
Organism: Ceratitis capitata (Mediterranean fruit fly)
Lineage: Eukaryota; Metazoa; Arthropoda; Insecta; Diptera; Tephritidae
Gene: l(1)10Bb
Product: protein BUD31 homolog
Exons: 2
Coding region: 151-585 (144 amino acids)
Biological process (GO): mRNA splicing, via spliceosome
Cellular component (GO): spliceosomal complex; nucleus
Source: RefSeq, a predicted model, not a curated record
AAUGUCUUUUUAAGCAGCUGUUUGUCGUUGACAUUUCAUAGUUGUUUUCAAUCCUUCUGAUUAACGUUUUGUGAAUUGUGGAAGAUUCGAUAUAAGUCCUAAUUUUUGUAAAAAACAAAGCGUAUAAUACUGAAUAUUUAAUACGUAAAUAUGCCGAAAGUUCGAAGAAGUCGCAAACCUCCUCCAGAUGGCUGGGAAUUAAUUGAACCAACGCUUGAAGAAUUGGAACAGAAAAUGCGGGAAGCUGAAACGGAACCACAUGAAGGAAAGCGUAUAACCGAAUCGCUGUGGCCCAUUUUCAAAAUUCAUCACCAGAAAUCGCGAUACAUCUACGAUUUGUUUUAUAGACGUAAAGCUAUCAGCCGGGAACUAUAUGACUAUUGUUUAAAAGAAAAAAUAGCAGAUGCUAAUUUAAUAGCAAAAUGGAAAAAGUCUGGUUAUGAAAAUUUAUGCUGUCUACGUUGUAUACAAACUCGUGAUACUAACUUUGGCACAAACUGCAUAUGUCGAGUACCAAAAUCGAAACUGGAGGAAGGUCGCAUUGUGGAGUGUGUUCAUUGCGGUUGUCGUGGAUGUUCCGGCUAGUAUAAUAGAAAAAACUAUUUCACAAAAAUAUUUAGUACUAGUGUAAAAUAUGGUUUUUUUUUUUGAACAAAAAAAAAAGAACUACAAUACACAAUUUACAAAUUUUUUAAAAUAUUAUUUUGAAAUAUAGUUCAAGGUGUUUAAAAAAAUUAUCAUCAGAAUGCGUGGAACUACAUGUUA